Ogataea haglerorum is the source of this 984-nucleotide messenger RNA. RefSeq lists its product as uncharacterized. The coding region runs from base 1 to 984 and encodes 327 amino acids. The record is from RefSeq and is a predicted model, not a curated record. Lineage: Eukaryota; Fungi; Ascomycota; Pichiomycetes; Pichiales; Pichiaceae. The transcript has a single exon.
AUGGAGAGGGGCAAUGAGAGAAAACUGCGCGAGGCCAGUCGCGUCGAUCAGGAAAAAUAUAAUUAUUUUUGUUCCCCAAGCUCUGUUGCAAUGUUCUUGUCUAAUUCGCUCACCCCGCCCUGGAGCGGACAACAGCGAAGCAGGCCGCUUCGCGUGUCAAGGACCGUCUCGGAGUCUGUGCUGGGAACAGACACGGGCUCGGGCUCCGACUGGGAAACGUCCACUGAGGACGCAGACAACGCCGAGUACGGGCCGUCUGCCAUCCCCAAACGGGUCUUCUCCUCGUCCUCAGAAGUGUCGAGCCGUCGCAACUCACUCAACACCGGCCUCAAGCGGCCCAGCGUGCCAGAACUGCUAAGUCUCGAGUCGCACUCUGUGCCUCCUUCGCCCAAUGCCAUGCCCGCACAAGACUCGCACAGUCCCAAACUGCACCCGGACGACCAGCUAGACCUGGCCGGUGCGCCGUCACCCAACCUGGUUUUUAAAAAGAUCGUCUCAAAGAAGAAGAUGGUGCCCAAGGCGAAAUCGUUCAAACGGGUGAUAAUCGACCUGGAAAACGAGUUCUCGCCGCUCGACACAGAAAUCCAGCACGAGUCGAUGGUCACGUCGGCGCUCAAGGACAAAUCGCGUGUUUUGUCGUCCCGAAUAGCCACGGCCUUGCUGGCGAGACCCUUUUCGCUCAACCAGGACAACCUGAAAAAAUUCGAGAUCAUCAACAGAGCCAACGAGCUGUGGAACCAGCGACCCGUGCCGCGCUCCCGCUCGAACUCGGCAGCCUCCACGGCGUCCGAUAUGACACCGCAGCCGGCUGCCCCGGCUCCACGCGUGAAACGGCUCCCUGACGAAGGGCCCCCGACCAGCUCGUUGAAACGCCGCGUCGUGUCCAUCGCACACUCGCCCCCGUCGCCGUUCUUCCCGCCCAGCCGCAAGAGCUCCAAACUCGUCCGCGCCGCCCCAGCAGACCCCGGAGUCCAUCACGCUUGA